Molecule: messenger RNA, 504 nt
Organism: Lizanozyma spartinae
Lineage: Eukaryota; Fungi; Ascomycota; Pichiomycetes; Serinales; Debaryomycetaceae
Exons: 1
Coding region: 1-504 (167 amino acids)
Cellular component (GO): mitochondrial intermembrane space
Source: RefSeq, a predicted model, not a curated record
AUGCUUACUAAUCAAACAGAAGCUUCGUUGCUAUCCCCGGACAAUUGCAAGUCGUCCACCAGAAUCAGAGCUUUCUUACGGCUUUCAAGACUCGCCACUGACGAUACCAUAAGACAACAUCUUAAUGAAAUACAACCUUCAGCUUGUAAUGAGUACUUUCAAACUGUCAUAGUACCUGCUUGGAAGGAAAGAAGCCAUGCCAUUGAAUACUGCUCCGAUUAUGCUCUGUUCCUCAGACAGACGUCAGACAGUUCAAAGCUUGAAGGAGACAACAACGGGCAUAGAACAGAAUCAGACUUUGACUUACGUACUGAUCCCUAUGCUCUUAAAAACUAUAACGAGCAAUUGCAGUCACAGUAUUCCCAAUGUGAUCAGAUAGACAAUUGGGUGCUUAAUGAAAGAAACAUUGAGACCAUCAUCAGAGGUCUGACGGAAGAGAUCUUGAACCAGAAGUGCUACUACGGCCAUUGGAUUGAAGAGUUUAAAAAGAGUCUCCAACAGUAG